Molecule: messenger RNA, 1402 nt
Organism: Lycium ferocissimum
Lineage: Eukaryota; Viridiplantae; Streptophyta; Magnoliopsida; Solanales; Solanaceae
Product: ASC1-like protein
Exons: 7
Coding region: 152-1069 (305 amino acids)
Biological process (GO): ceramide biosynthetic process
Cellular component (GO): membrane; endoplasmic reticulum
Molecular function (GO): sphingosine N-acyltransferase activity
Source: RefSeq, a predicted model, not a curated record
UUUGAAGCUUAAACGAAGCUGCCCAAGUUAUACUCCAACUCAGACUCAAAACAAAACCGGAUUUUUCUCAUAUGAAUACAAAUAUUCACUCAUAAAUUUCUUCACAUUAACUUAUUAGCAAGAGUGAAUCUUUUUUGGGAAAAUUGAGAAAAUGGGGUUGCUUGAAGGGACUUUUCUUGAUUGGGAACAUGAAUCUUACCCUUCAUAUCAAGAUUUCAUUGUCCUUCCAUUGUUUGCUCUCUUUUUCCCAACUGUCAGAUUCUUGCUUGAUAGAUUUGUCUUUGAGAAAGUGGCCAGAAGGUUAAUAUUUGGGCAAGGACAAGAAGUGAUAGAAAUUGAGACUGAUGAGCGGAGGAAAAAGAUACGAAAAUUCAAAGAAUCAGCAUGGAAAUGUAUAUAUUUUCUCUCUGCAGAAUUUUUUGCACUUUUGGUGACCUACAAUGAGCCUUGGUUUACAAAUACCAAAUACUUUUGGGUAGGGCCUGGUGAUCAGACCUGGCCUGACCAGAAGUACAAGUCCAAACUGAAGGCGCUUUAUAUGUAUGCUGGCGGAUUCUAUGCAUAUUCAAUAUUUGCUUUAAUUUUUUGGGAGACAAGGCGCUCUGACUUUGGAGUUUCGAUGAGUCAUCAUGUUGCCACUGCGAUUCUUAUCGCCUUAUCCUAUAUUAUCAGGUUUGCACGUGUCGGUUCUGUAGUUUUAGCCCUUCAUGAUGCCAGUGAUAUAUUCCUUGAAAUCGGAAAGAUGUCCAAAUACAGUGGUGCUGAAGCUCUUGCUAGCUCUUCGUUUAUUCUUUUUGUUUUAUCCUGGAUUAUACUUCGCCUCAUAUACUACCCAUUCUGGGUUCUUUGGAGUACAAGUUAUGAAGUUCUCCAGUCCCUGGAUAAGGAGAAACACAAAGUGGAUGGACCAAUCUAUUACUAUACCUUCAAUACUCUUCUAUUUUGCUUGCUGGUUCUUCAUAUAUAUUGGUGGGUGUUGAUAUACCGGAUGCUUGUUAAACAAAUCCAUGCGAGGGGCCAACUAAGUGACGAUGUUCGUUCUGAUUCUGAAGAUGAACAUGAAGAUUGACCGUGCCUGAAGACUUCUACUGCUGCUAUGCUCAUGUGAAGAAAGGGAACAACCAAAUGCUCUUAAGCGAUAUGCUAGGAAUUGAUGCUUUGGCGCAUCGAAGCUUGUGAUUAGUUGAGGGUAGGUUGAAGGAACUUCAUUAAUGGAGCAGAAGGCCAGUUGUUGACAUUUGACACUGGCAUAGGGACAUUUUCAUCCUAUUUCUUUUUUUCUUUUCUGUAAUUUUUUGGCACCAACAAUGUGCAUAAUGACUUUGAUUGUACAAUAGAAGACUUGAAACAGUCCGCCCUCGAAGGGAAUUGGUGUCAACUUAUUCAUUGAACUUCUGCAGUA